Ctenopharyngodon idella (grass carp) is the source of this 2389-nucleotide messenger RNA. Its product is annotated as gastrula zinc finger protein XlCGF57.1-like. The record is from RefSeq and is a predicted model, not a curated record. Gene Ontology annotation, biological process: regulation of transcription by RNA polymerase II. The coding region runs from base 212 to 1558 and encodes 448 amino acids. Gene Ontology annotation, cellular component: nucleus. Gene Ontology annotation, molecular function: RNA polymerase II cis-regulatory region sequence-specific DNA binding; DNA-binding transcription factor activity. Lineage: Eukaryota; Metazoa; Chordata; Actinopteri; Cypriniformes; Xenocyprididae. The transcript is spliced from 3 exons.
AAACACAAAUUAUGUCGAUGGAGAAACAUUACUCAAUUACUCAGUCACUGAGUCAUCAAUUACUUUUCAUUACUCGGAGUCAACUGAACCAAUUGUUUCCCAAAAUGAUUCAGUGAUUCAAAGCGCUUGAAUAAUCGCAAUGUUGAUGACACGGAAAACAGAAAAACUCCUAGUGAAGCAAAUGAGAUCCACUUGACACACUAUUAUAAAGAUGGUGUUUAUUAAAGAGGAGAUUGAAGACAUAAAGAUGUUGUUUAUUAAAAAGGCGAGUGAAGACAUGAAGAUUGAAGAAACAUUCAGAGUGAAACAUGAAGAUACUGAGGAACAAACAGCUCUAAUGGCAAUGAAAAAGGAGAAAGAAGUACUCAAUGAAAUUGAAGAUAAAGAUCAAUAUGAGAAUCUUCACAAUUUCAUAACUAGAGAAAAACCUUUUCGAUGUUUGCAGACUGAAAAGACUUCAACACAAAAAAAACCUCAAAAGAGUUUAAAUCAACAAGGAAACCUUAAAGACCACACAGGAGUGAAGCCUUUCACCUGCCAACAGUGUGGAAAAAGUUUUGCUCAACAUGGAAACCUUAAAGUUCACAUGAGAUUGCACACUGGAGAGAACUCUUACACAUGCCCUCAGUGUGGAAAGAGAUUUGCUCAACAUGGAAACUUUAAAGUCCACAUGAGGAUUCACACUGGGGAGACCCCUUUCACCUGCCAAUACUGUGGAAAAAGUUUCACUCGUAAAGUAAGUCUUGACAGGCACAUAAGAAUUCACACUGGAGAAAAGCCUUACACAUGCCCUCAGUGUGGAAUAAGUUUCACUCUAAAAGGAGAUUUUACCACGCAUAUGAGAAUUCAUGUUGGAGAAAAGCCUUACACAUGCCAACAGUGUGGAGAGAGUUUUGCUCAACAUGUAAACCUUAAAGUCCACACGAGAAUACACACUGGCGAGAAGCCUUACACAUGCCAACAGUGUGGUGAGAGUUUUGCUCAACAUGUAAACCUUAAAGUCCACAUGAGAAUACACACUGGAGAGAGUCCCUUCACCUGCCAACACUGUGGGAAAUGUUUCAAGAAAAAAGGACAACUUAAUUGCCACAUGAGAAUUCACACUGGGGAGAAGCCUUACACCUGCCAGCAGUGUGGGAAAAGUUUCACCCAUAAAGGAAGCCUUAACUGGCACAUGACUGUUCACAGUGGAGAAAAGCCUUUCACAUGCCCUCGGUGUGGAAAGAGUUUUGCUCAACAUGGUAACCUUAAAGCCCACAUGAUAAUUCACAGUGGGGAGAGCCCUUUUACCUGCCAACAAUGUGGAAAACGUUUCAAUCAUAAGGGAAGCCUUAACAGGCACAUGAGAAUUCACACUGGAGAGAAGCCUUACACAUGCCAACAGUGUGGAAAAAGUUUCCAUCAACAUGGAAACCUUACAGUCCACAUGAGAAUUCAUACUAAAAAGAGUCCCUUUACCUGCCAACAGUGUGGACAAAGUUUCAACCGUAAAGGAAGCCUUAACAGGCACAUGAGUAUUCAUACUGGAGAUAAGGCUUUCACAAAAAGGAAACUUUAACAGGCACAUGAGAAUUGACACCAGAUAAAAGCCUUACACCUUCCAACAGUGCUUAGAGAGAUUUACUUAACUAUCUAUUUAAGGCCACAUGAGAAUUCACACUGAAUAGAACCCUUACAUUUGCCCUCAGCCAUUAUAAAGCUUUGGAGCAUCAGGGUGAUUAUUAACUGUGUUCGUCUGAAAGAAGAAAGUCAUACACCUAGGGUGGCUGGAGGAAUCUGCCACAUGAAGUAGCAUCCCUGAAUCUACCUCUUCAUGUAUGCAAGAGGAAAUCUAAUUUGAUUCUUGUGCAGGCCAUUGUGCCAAAACAGAAACUGAGGACUUUCUUGCUGUCAUGGUACACCAGUUGAUUCAGUGUACUGGUUGUAGGCGCAUGUCAGCAGGAUGUGGAGACUACUGGCAGUUACAAAUCCAAGGCCCUACACGUGUUCUAUGCCUUCACCGGCUGUGACACAGUAUCUGCAUUUGCAACCAGGGGCAAGAAGAUAGCAUGGGAUACCUGGAAUGCAGAUGACAUGGCAACUAAGAAUGUACUGGUGCUGCAAUGAACACUGUUGAGGACAAGUACUUAAGGUGGCAACAGACUAGGGUUGGAUGGGCCCAAGCAUUUGGAGACAUUGUGGUCAACUCUUCCACAGCCAAGCAAGACCAUCCUUGAACUCUUAAGCUGUGGCUGCAAGAAAGGCUGCCGGUCAGCACUGAAAAUGUAAAAAUGCUUCCUUAAAGUGCACAGCUUUGUGUCAAUGUGGAAGAGACUGUGAAGAAGGCUGAAGAAUAGGUUCAACAACAAAACAAUCAAACAUGUUUCUGAAAUAAAUUUCUUUAAAUCAA